Molecule: messenger RNA, 1764 nt
Organism: Durotheca rogersii
Lineage: Eukaryota; Fungi; Ascomycota; Sordariomycetes; Xylariales; Xylariaceae
Product: peroxisomal targeting signal 2 receptor
Exons: 3
Coding region: 317-1372 (351 amino acids)
Biological process (GO): protein import into peroxisome matrix
Cellular component (GO): cytosol; peroxisomal matrix
Molecular function (GO): protein binding
Source: RefSeq, a predicted model, not a curated record
GUAGCACCAGCUCCCCCACAUGUUCCUAAAGGGUGUACCUACCUACACCUACCCCUACCUGUAAGUACCUUGGAUACCUCAGGUUAGGUACUUAAACCUAUCGCGAAGCCGAGGCUUCAACUUCUCCCACUACCGACAAACUUAUUGGUAUGAUAUUCCCGGCCUCCGGUCCUCAACUUACCCGCUAAAUUUGGCUUCGUCUCAAGGCUCGAAGUCUCCGAAUUGCCUUGCCUUGCCGGGUUUGAACACGACGACAUCUGCAACCUUUGGAGCCGUCGUCCAUGGGCCAUUGGUCCGGUCUUUGUGCAGCGACGCUAUGGCUGCCAUGCUGGAGUUCCACACCCCUGGCUGGAACCCGUACGCUGUCAAAUACUCGCCCUAUUACGAUUCGCGCAUAGCCGUCGCGUCCGCGGCCAACUACGGUAUCGUGGGAAAUGGCCGUGUGUUUUGUCUCGGCCUGGGGCCGCGAGGCGUCCAGGUCGAGAAGACGUUCGACACAAACGAUGCCCAGUACGAUCUUGCCUGGUCAGAAAUCAACGAGAACCAGCUGCUUGUUGCAUGCGGCGAUGGCUCGAUAAAGCUCUUCGACCUAAAUGUCAACGAGUUCCCCGUUAUGAACUUCCAUGAGCACAAGCGGGAGGCGUUUUCGGUGGCGUGGAGUCCUGUCACCAAGGACACAUUUGCCUCCAGUUCUUGGGAUGGUACCAUCAAAAUAUGGUCCCCGGCGAGGAAAGACUCGAUAAAAACGCUCCCCGUUGGGAACUGCACCUACAGCACUGCUUACUGCCCGUCCAAUCCUCAUAUAAUCUCUGCCGUAUCAACCGACUCGCAUUUGCGCAUAUUUGACCUCCGGACCCCCGUUAAUGCCCAAUACCACCUCACUACCAAGAUUCCCGUUCACGCCCCGCCCUCUAUCCCCUUGCCGCAGGGGCCCGCCCCUCCCAUCGCGCCGGGCGAGAUUCUCACGCACGAUUGGAACAAAUACAACCACACGGUGAUCGCCACCGGUGGUGUGGAUAAAGUAAUACGAACCUUCGACAUCAGGAACCCGGCAGCGGGGCCCGCAUCUGUGAUGAUGGGUCACGAUUACGCGAUUCGGAGACUGGCAUGGAGCCCGCACGCCAGCGAUAUCUUAAUCAGCGGCAGCUACGACAUGACGGUACGUUUAUGGACUGACGGGUCAACCAUGGCAGCCCAGCAAAGUGCGCCGGUGAAGACCGGGAUCCAACUCGGCGUCAUGAACAGACAUACCGAGUUCGUGACGGGCGUUGACUGGUGCUUGUUCGGUGUUGGUGGCUGGGUUGCGACGGUUGGUUGGGACGAGAAGCUACUGCUAUGGGAUGCCAACAGGAUGUUGCAAGGACAGACAUAGCGACCUCGCCGACUUAGGAAAUGGCGGACAGCGUGGUUUCUAAGGAGUCAACGGUAGGCCUGUAACCCGGGGAUUGGUAAGUCUGCUUUGGAAGGCGUUCAGGGAACCAGCCUGGUUAUUAGCUACUGAUACCAACUAUAUUUCAAGCAGUAUACAUGUAUUCAUACGACGUAGUGGAGCCCGAAUUUUGUAUGGACUCGUAAAGAACCGGCCAUUCUUGUGAAGCGAACUGUCUUUACCAAGGGAACUCUUGGUUCGAUAAGCCAGGGAACGGAUAUUUAUAGAUAUCUAUAGUAGGUAUAUAGAGCGAGCGAGAGCUAUUAACGUAAUAUCAUACAGACGAGCCCGAAAUUCCAUUAUAGGAUGACUGUAGUGCCGUUAGUACCUCGGGC